Molecule: messenger RNA, 3039 nt
Organism: Talaromyces rugulosus
Lineage: Eukaryota; Fungi; Ascomycota; Eurotiomycetes; Eurotiales; Trichocomaceae
Exons: 1
Coding region: 1-3039 (1012 amino acids)
Cellular component (GO): cytosol; intracellular membrane-bounded organelle; membrane
Molecular function (GO): calcium ion binding; zinc ion binding
Source: RefSeq, a predicted model, not a curated record
AUGGCAGACGACUACCUACGGUAUCGCCCUCUUCUGUUCGCCAUCGCCGGCCUGGCUGCCCUAGGCGGACUGAUAUACAUUCGCUCUAAUGCGACCGCAUUCCCCGAGAACACAAGCAAGCUGCGUCGCCGUGGCGCCAUCCUGCGUCGCAACAACCGCCGCGAUGUGAUCAACAGCCCCUCCUGGCGGGCAAUCGCCCACCUAGAACAACUCGAGCGCGAGAAUGGAGCAUAUGGAACAUUCAGGAUUGAAACCGAAGAUGGACGAAUGGUCGAAAGCGGUCUCUUGCCUUCGCUGCUUGCCACUCGCGAUCAGCUCAUGGCUGAUGUGGGCAUGCCCGAGGCGCACGCAGACCGAAUGCGCGAUAUGAUGGAGGAUACCUUUCUGGAAUCGUUUUUUGCGCUUGACUUCCCACCAUCGCACACGAUCAAUGAGGAUAGUCCCGAGCGGGAUUAUUUGACUAGGGAACUUAGUCAUCGUGGGAUUUCGCGCGAUGGAAUCAACAGGGCUCUUGCUAAUUUCAACGUGGAUCCUUCGUACGGUGAGUCUUUGCGUCUUCGUCGGCAACAGGGCACGAGAGUGACCCUCGCUGCUACGACUCCAGCUCAGGAGAUUGAAGAGUUGAAUAAUCCGGAUAUUGAGGAUGGCGCUGAGACCGAAAGUGGAUUUUCAUGGCGGAAUGGCAAUGCUGAUGGGGAGCCAGCUAGAGAAGGGCAAAAUCUGCUCAACUUGCUCUACCACAUUGCCGAGGACCAGGCGAGGAAGGAUGGAUAUAUUCAUCGUGGUGUUACUUGCAACAAUUGCGGGAUGAUGCCCAUCAUGGGUAUACGCUAUCGGUGCGACAAUUGCGUGGACUUUGACCUUUGCGAGGUCUGCGAAGCCCAGCAAGUUCAUAACAAAACGCAUCUAUUCCUGAAAGUUCGCAUUCCAGCCCCGUAUAUGGGCAACCCUCGCCAAGCGCGACCUGUGUGGUAUCCUGGAAAACCGGACAAUCUCCCCAAGAACCUUCCGCCUCCUCUGGCACGGCGCUUGGUGAAGGAGACCAAUUUUGAGAACACAGAGCUUGACGCUCUAUGGGAUCAGUUUCGCUGCCUGGCCAAUGCCACUUGGACUGCAGACCCCAACAAGUUGGGCAUGGCUAUUGACCGCAAGACUUUUGAUCGGUGUUUUGUGCCAAACACAUCAUCCAGACCUCCUCCACCCAGUCUAAUCUUCGAUCGCAUGUUUGCCUUUUACGACACCAACGAAGAUAACCUCAUCGGGUUUGAGGAGUUUCUCAAAGGCAUCGCCAGUUUCAAUACAAAGGCGAUCGAUGAGAAAAUGCGCCGCAUUUUCAAGGGCUAUGAUAUCAACGGCGAUGGCUACGUUGAGCGCAAAGACUUUCUACGCAUGUUCCGGGCAUUUUAUGCUCUUAUCAAAGAAUUAACUGCAGACACGGUUCACGGAUGGGAAGAGGACUUUGGUCCCGGUGACGGCACAAUAGCGCGAGAUAUUGUCCUCGGAACUCGCCCUCUCAGUUCGGCGUUUAGUGGCAAUUUCGGAAAUGCAGAAGCUCCCAGAACUGGAGAGGGCAAGCAUGCUAAUCUCGAUGGUGAUAUGGAGAUUGCUGAUGGCGGUGAUAUUCUACGGCCAGACGGCAUGGACUAUGGCGAUAUUUACUCGGCCGUGGGCGAAACGGCCGUUCGUGACCAAUUAAGAAGAAAUAUUAAUCGGCCCUUGUCUACAGACAGACCUCAAAUGUCACCCCCUCCACCACCUAUUUUUGGUGAUGUCGAAACAGAGCUGGAUGGCAGUUAUGAACAGCCUAGAGUCGAUGGACAUGAGAGCGAGCCGAGGGCCGAAGAAGAAGAACACGACAACGAGGAGGAGGAGGAAGAAGAAGAAGAAGAAGAGGAGGAGGAGGAGGAGGAGGAGGAGGAGGAGGAGGAGGAGGAAGAGGAAGAAGAUCGAGCCUCAGAUGGAAGCUCUGCCCUCGAGGCAGCUCGCAGAAAUGCAAUCCACGAACGCUGGCGGCGCAGAAACUUCUACACAGACGAGGAAGAUGGCGCUACUGCUCCAGAGGGAUUUGAAGAGGACUCGGACGUGCACGAGUCGGCAGACGAGGCAAUCGACACGGAACAAUCGUCACGUCCUCCCUCGCUUCGUUCCAGAUCAUCUUCAAAAGUCCGCUUUGAAGAUGACGAGGAUUUCGACGUCAGGUCUACCGGCUCAACAUCGGUUGGAGAACGCUGGGGCGGCUUCGAGGUUCCGGAGCCAGAGAGGGAUGUUGGCAAAGAGAUACUCUAUCAGGCUACCAAGGAAGGGAUGAACGACUUGUUAGACACUCUGUUUAAGCAAAAGGAGGAUCUUUUGAUGGAAGCCCACGAAACUCGUAAGGAGCGCCUUCAAUGGGCUGCUGAAAUCGAGUCUUAUCUGGAUCCCAAGAAACCCAUUGCCACAAGCAGCCCAGACCUUAUUGGCCGAACAACCCGUGACAAGUCACUAGACGACUUGUUGAAUGUUACAGGCUAUUCGGUGGUUACCGAGGAGCAGGACACUGCUGCCAUCUCUCCAGAACACGAUGUCGAAGCAGAAAGAGAAGAAGAAGACGACAGAGAAGUCGUCGAGGAGGUCGACCCUACUCUGCCCCAGAACAGGCCGAACGAAGAAACCACCACCCCUGCAGCAGCAGCCACUUCAUACUUCCGUCUCCGGCUCGACGGCCUCACGACACUUCUAGCUCCACACUCCGAAAACUCAACAAGCGAAGCCGAGUCCACCGCUCCCAAACUCUCCCCGAUCUUGAAACCCUCGCCUUCCACUGGCUCCCCCAUCCACCGCUCUCCUACUUUGUCCCCUCAAAGACGACGUAUAUCAUCAGACACCCCUUCACGCCGCCAGCUCGGUUACUGGGCGCGUCUGAAUCAAGUAGAGCGCGAAUCCAUCGAGCGCGGCGGUGGUGCCAAGCUGGACUACGAAGAGUUCCGGCGCAUUAUGAAUACGGAUCAGGGCAAGAAGUUGAGCUUUAUUAGCACUUAUAUUGAGAUGGCGAGCUUUUAG